GGUGGUAACUAGGCAACGAGACGCUUAUGUUUUAUGGCGUUACAGCUAUAGUAGUUCAGACUAAACAGACGGGUUCUUUAAGCAUUCAACCUUAUAAACUGGAAAUAGCGAAACUGUAACAAAGCGGAUAUCGUGUUGAUUUGUUUUGGUUCCUUUAACUUCGCACUGUGUUGUCUUUAACAGCCCAACUUUACUCUUUGGCUAAUUUUGCCGAAAGCUAACCAAGCUAGCUUCUCAGCUCUCAACUUGACCGAACAGGAAGAGGAAGCCCUAUGAAGGCAUUUUAAAAAAGUGGGAUUCAUCGUCUUAUGGUUAGACAUCAUGUCAGAUUCUGAAGCAACAUCUGAAAAAGCUGAAAAGCAGCAAGUACAGGACAUCAGAGCAGCAGAUGAGGAUGAGGAGAAGCAGAGGAAGAGGAGUGAUGAAGAUCAUGGUGCAGAGGCCAGGAUAACUGGACAGUCUCAAUUCUACACUGCAUCCAGAGACACACUUCUCCCAAUGAAGAAAGCACACACCAGAACAUAUGCGUUGUCACUAGAAUGGGUCUUGGGGAUGAAUCCUGCUCUUCCCGUCUUCACUCUGCAAGACCACGAUCAGCUGGUGGUUCUCUAUGCUGCAGCUAAUGUUGGGAUCAUUUACAACCACACCUCCAACUCCCAAGACAUACUUCAGGGUCACUCCAACCCCAUCUCUUGUAUGUGUGUGAGUGAAGACAGACGCUGGGUUGCCACAGCAGACCGGGGGUCGAAAAGCGUGGUGAUUAUAUGGGACUCCUACUCUGGCAUUCCUGUGCAUAAACUAUUGGAUUGCCAGUCUGAUGAGGGUGUCAUUGCGAUGGCAUUUUCAAGAGACAUGAAACAUCUGGUAACUGUUGGGGCGGAAGAAGCUCAAUGUGUGUGUAUUUGGGAUUGGACCAAUGAAACACAAAAGCCUCUGUGGUUUACUGAACUCAAUCCUGAACAUGGUUUUCAAAAUUUCAUCAUCUUUAAUCCAAACAAUAACACUCAGCUGGUCAGCAGCAGUGAAAGUCAUGUGUUAUUCUACAGUAAGACCCUUAGAGGUCUGCGGUACUUUGCCCUGAAGCUCAAGCCGUUCAGUGAUGAUGCCACCCGUGCAAUCAGUGCGACUAAAUUUACUCAGCCUGUUCCUGGUCCUUCUGGAACUGUCACUAUAUCUGAUGCAUCGCUCGGUCAGUCUGUGUUUCACUGGAGGAAGCCUCGGGUCCUGACAGCCAUUGCAGGCAGCAUCAUGGUGUGGGAUGUGAUGGAAGAGCUAGUUAUAAACCAGUGCCUUUCCAGAAACAGAAUCAAGCUCAUCCACCUCCAGCAAUACCCCAUCACUGUUCUCACCACAACUGACAGCUGUAUUGUAACUGCUGAUACUCAAGGCCAGAUCUUUUUCUAUGAUGAGGAAUUCAAGCUUCUUGUAUUAUACAGUAAAUUCAACCUGGACACUAUUGUCGCCAUUUCCUUUUCCAAAGAGUGUACAGAGGGAUAUCUUGAGGACUGCACUCUGGAGGCCAAACCAUUAAUAAUCAGGAACUUUGUUGUGUCCACAGUCAGUUGCACAGUGAUGCAUGUGAACAAACAAAGCCGCAUCCCUCAAAUCCUGCUGCAUGACAACUCGGAGCCUCUACAUACGGUGGCAUGCCACCCUAGUCACCCAGCUGUGGUCAUGGGCACUCAAGGAGGCACUUUAAAAGUGUGGGACUAUAACAGCAAAGUGUUCACUAGCAACAGAGUCUUUGAGACAGAGACACAGAUUCAGUGUGUCGCUUUUGACCCUAAAGGAUUAUACUUGGCAGUUGGCUUGGGCAGUGGAGCAGUACACAUACUGAAUCCCAGCACUUUAAAAAGUGACCCCGAAGAAUGUUUCCGUUACACUGACGACAGCAUCAAUCUCAUUACCUUCUCCUUAGACUCAAAGUAUCUCGCCACUGCGGAUGCUGGAAAAGCAGUGACAGUGUUCCGUCUGCAGACUAAUGAAGCCUCUACACCUCGCUGGAUGUAUUUGGGCAGAUAUCGUUCUCACUACAAGCCCAUCAAAGACCUUCUUUUUGGGGUUCACCUGGACAGCACGCAACCCAGGCUCCUCUCUCUGGGAAUGGACCGCCGACUGGUGGAGUAUGACCUGGAAAACAGCACCGUAAACCAGCUCAUCAUCUUGAGCUCGGAGUGCAUUGAGCAAAGUGCUGUGCCGAUGUGCAUGACUUGGUAUCCUCCCCUCACGACCGAGCAGUUUCUUCUCACUGCCUCAGACCAAUACAAGAUGAAGCUUUUCAACAGUACAACCAAGAUGUGCAGAAGGACUCUCCUCGGCCCAACAUACGGUUCUCCCAUUAAGCAAAUAAUGGUUCUUCCCAAAUCUAAAGAAGCUGAGGCAAAGUCAUAUUACCUGGCAUUCAUCACAGAGGACAAGGUGGGUCUCCAAAUUUUACCUCUGGAUGGGAACCCCUACAAGUCGAAUGCUUUGCUCUGCCAUCCGACAGGGGCGUCUGCUUUUGCCUGCUCCUACGACGGCCAAUUUCUUUUUACUGCAGGAGGAUCUGACUGCACUGUGCUCUCGUGGGAAAUAAACCUAAAUGUGAUGGAGGCAGCAGCUGCCUUGGGUGGAAAGGACCUUGCACCCUUUUACACUCUUUUGGAGGGAGGGAAAGAUGGCAAGUUCUACAGGGAGAUGGAGGACUUUUUCUACUACUGCCAAGUCCGUCAUCAAGGCCUUGAUUCAAUGGAUAAAAGACAGGUGUCUACCAGAAUUCCCUUGCCAGAGGUUCCCUCUCUGAUGAGAGCGUUGGCCUACUUCCCUACUGAACGAGAGAUAGAAGACAUGCAAAAUGAGGUCAAGUUCAGCAAGUAUGCCGAAACAGGAAAAUAUGUAACCGACAUCGACCUGGAGGAGUUUAUCAAGCUGUAUGUCAACCACCGGCCAGCAUGCAGCACUUCGAGCAAUGAGCUUGUUCAAGCUUUUCGCAUCGUUGGUAACUGUGACAGUACGGGGCAGCCUGUUCUACAGAGACAUGAGCUAUUAGAACUGCUACAGCUUCGAGGAGAACACAUGACUGAGGAAGAGGUGGCAGAGUGUUUUGCUACAGUUUUAGGCCUCAAUGAAGAGAAGGAAGAAGAAGGAGCAGAAUGUUCUGAGCAGGACACAUCUGACAGUGGAGAAUAUUUACUGGAGGGUGAAAUUCCAAAUGAGAUCUCUGUGGAGACAUUUACAAGUUACAUCCUGGGCUUCCUGUCCUCAGCGGAGCAGAGUGGCAGUUCUCCCACUCCAAAGUGACGAAAGCAACAACCUGUCUGCUGGAAGAAGCUGUGUCGAUGGCAAGAUUUUAAGUCUUGGCGACUCUUUUUAGGGUUUCUUUCUACAGCAUACAUAAAACAUGGUGUAUAAAUAUUAAUAUGAUUUUUCUAUAUAUAAACCACAAACCUGGUUGGAAUCAAAUAAACUUUGGUGUAUGUGAUGGCAA
Amphiprion ocellaris (clown anemonefish) is the source of this 3466-nucleotide messenger RNA. It is a transcript of the gene cfap251, whose product is annotated as cilia and flagella associated protein 251. Lineage: Eukaryota; Metazoa; Chordata; Actinopteri; Pomacentridae. The transcript has 20 exons. Gene Ontology annotation, molecular function: protein binding. Bases 322 to 3279 code for a protein of 985 amino acids. Gene Ontology annotation, cellular component: sperm flagellum. The record is from RefSeq and is a predicted model, not a curated record.